Phytophthora sojae is the source of this 1152-nucleotide messenger RNA. RefSeq lists its product as hypothetical. The annotation marks the transcript as partial. Gene Ontology annotation, biological process: response to heat; protein refolding. Gene Ontology annotation, molecular function: heat shock protein binding; ATP binding. The transcript has a single exon. NCBI's taxonomy places the organism in Eukaryota, Oomycota, Peronosporomycetes, Peronosporales, Peronosporaceae. Gene Ontology annotation, cellular component: cytoplasm. The record is from RefSeq and is a predicted model, not a curated record.
AUGGCCAUGCGAUCGGUGCUGCGCUCGGCGGCGGUGCGCGCGGCGGGUGCGCAGGCGCGGCGGCCAACGACGCUGUCGCUUGGAGCGUCUUCGCUGCUGCUGGAGCACUGCGCGCCGUUCCACAGCACGCGCGCCGCGAUGGAGCCCACGAAGCGCGACUUCUACGACGUGCUGGGCGUCUCGCGCGACGCGAGCAAGAACGACAUCAAGAAGAAGUACUACCAGCUGGCCAAGAAGUACCACCCGGACACGAAUAAGGCGGACCCGGACGCGGCCAAGAAGUUCGCGGAGGCCACCGAGGCCUGGGAGAUCCUGGGCGAUGACGACAAGCGCCAGAAGUACGACGCUUAUGGCCACGCCGGCGUGGACGAGCAGGCGGGCUUUGGUGGCGGCGGUGGCGGCUUCCACGGUCAGGGCUUCGAGGACAUUUUCGGAGAGUUCUUCGGCGGUCAGGGCUUCGGCGGACGCUCGCGCCGCAGCGCCAACCAACCGCAGCGCGGUGCAGACAUCCAGGUGGACAUCACGCUCAACUUCAUGGAGGCGGUGAAGGGCACGACGCGCGACUUGAACAUCACGGCCAAUGUCGAAUGUGACUCGUGCGACGGAUCGGGCGCCAAGCCUGGCACCAGGAAGAAAACGUGCCCCACGUGCAACGGUUCCGGCGUGCAGAUCAUGCAGCAGGGCUUCUUCGCGGUGGAGACGCCGUGCCGUCGUUGCCAGGGCGAAGGAUCUAUCAUUGAGUCUCCGUGUGGCAAGUGCCGCGGCAAAGGCACGGUCAAGAAGCCGCGCACAGUCGAGGUGAAGAUCCCCGAGGGUGUGGACCAGGGCAUGAACCUGCGCUUGGCGCACCAGGGCGAGCCUGGCCAGCGCGGCGGACCGUCGGGACACCUCUAUGUGGGCAUCCACGUGCUGCCGGACCCGUUCUUCAAGCGGCGCAAGACGGAUGUGCUGGUGGAUGUCCCCAUUUCGGUUGCGCAGGCGGUACUGGGAGGCACGGUUGUGGUGCCCACGUUGACGGGCGAAGUGGAGAUGAAGAUCCCGCGCGGAACACAGCCCGAUACGGUGCUGCAGAUGCGCGGCAAGGGUAUCAAGGAGCUCAACUCGAACCGCCGCGGCUCGCAGCUCGUGAACCUGCAGGUUUGCAUCCCCAAG